AUGCUGAAGAUGCUGUCCUUUAAGCUGCUGCUGCUGGCCAUGGCUCUGGGCUUCUUCGAAGGAGAUGCUAAGUUUGGGGAAAGAAGCGAAGGGAGCGGAGUGAGGAGGAGGAGAUGCCUAAACGGGAACCCCCCAAAGCGCCUGAAGAGGAGAGACAGGCGGAUGAUGUCCCAGCUGGAGCUGCUGAGUGGCGGAGAGGUGCCGUGUGGGGGCUUCUACCCUCGGCUGUCCUGCUGCCUGCGAAGUGACAGCCCGGGGCUGGGGCGCCUGGAGAACAAGAUAUUUUCUGUUACCAACAACACAGAAUGUGAGAAGUUAUUGGAAGAAAUCAAAUGUGCAUUUUGCUCUCCACAUUCCCAGAGCCUUUUCCACUCACCUGAGAGAGAAGUCCUGGAAAGAGAUCUAGUACUUCCCUUCCUCUGCAAAGACUAUUGCAAAGAACUCUUUUACACCUGCCGGAGCCACAUUCCAGGUUUUCUUCAAACAACUGCUGAUGAGUUUUGCUCUUACUACGCAAGAAAAGAUGGCGGGUUGUGCUUUCCAGAUUUUCCAAGAAAACAAAUGAGAGGACCAGCAUCUAACUCCUUGGACCAGAUGGAAGAAUAUAACAAAGUGGAAGAGAUCAGCAGAAAACACAAACACAACUGCUUCUGUGUCCAGGAGGUUGUGAGUGGGCUACGGCAGCCUGUUGGGGCUAUGCACAGCGGGGAUGGCUCACACCGGCUCUUCAUCCUGGAAAAGGAAGGCUACGUGAAGAUACUCACCCCUGAAGGAGAAAUAUUCAAGGAGCCUUAUUUGGACAUUCACAAACUCGUUCAAAGUGGAAUAAAGGGAGGAGAUGAAAGAGGACUGCUAAGCCUUGCAUUCCAUCCCAAUUACAAGAAAAAUGGAAAGCUGUAUGUGUCUUAUACCACCAACCAAGAACGGUGGGCCAUUGGGCCUCAUGACCACAUUCUUAGGGUCGUGGAAUACACAGUAUCCAGGAAAAAUCCCCAUCAAGUUGAUUUGAGAACAGCCAGAGUGUUUCUUGAAGUUGCAGAGCUCCACAGAAAGCAUCUAGGGGGUCAACUGUUCUUUGGUCCUGACGGCUUUUUGUACAUCAUUCUUGGGGAUGGAAUGAUCACACUGGAUGAUAUGGAAGAAAUGGAUGGGUUAAGCGAUUUCACAGGCUCAGUGCUACGGCUGGAUGUGGACACAGACAUGUGCAUUGUGCCUUACUCCAUCCCACAAAGCAAUCCACACUUCAACAGCACCAACCAGCCUCCAGAAGUGUUUGCCUAUGGGAUCCAUGACCCAGGCAGAUGUGCUGUGGAUCGACAUCCCACUGAUAUAAGCAUCAAUUUAACAAUACUUUGUUCAGAUUCCAAUGGAAAAAACAGAUCAGCCAGAAUUCUACAGAUAAUAAAAGGAAAAGAUUAUGAAAGUGAGCCAUCGCUUUUAGAAUUCAAACCAUUCAGUAAUGGUCCUUUGGUUGGUGGAUUCGUUUACCGAGGCUGCCAAUCUGAAAGACUGUAUGGAAGCUACGUGUUUGGAGAUCGCAGUGGGAAUUUCUUAACUCUUCAGCAAAGUCCUGUGACCAAGCAAUGGCAAGAAAAACCACUCUGUCUUGGCACUAGUGGUUCCUGUAGAGGCUACUUUUCUGGUCACAUCUUGGGAUUUGGAGAAGAUGAAUUAGGUGAAGUUUACAUUUUAUCAAGCAGUAAAAGUAUGACCCAGACUCACAAUGGAAAACUCUACAAAAUUGUGGAUCCGAAAAGACCUUUACUGCCUGAGGACUGCAGGGCCACCGUACAACCUGCACAGACCCUGAGCUCAGAGUGUGCCCCGCUCUGUCGGAACGGCUACUGCACCCCAACGGGCACCUGCUGCUGCAGUCCAGGCUGGGAGGGUGAAUUCUGCAGAAUCGCAAAAUGUGAGCCAGCAUGUCAUCAUGGAGGUGUCUGUGUUAGACCGAACAAGUGCCUCUGUAAAAAAGGAUAUCUUGGUCCUCAGUGUGAACAAGUGGACAGAAACAUCCGCAGAGUGAGCAGGGCAGGUAUUCUUGGUCAGAUCAUUGACAUGACAUCUUAUUUGUUGGAUCUAACAAGUUACAUUGUAUAGUUCCUGGGACUGUUUUAAUAUUCCUUCCAAUGGGCAUUUAUUUUUUAUCCUGUCAUUAAAAAGAAAGACUGCUAUCCUGCUACACACUCCUGUGAUUUCAUUUUCCUUUAUUAAUUUAAAAAUAAUUUCCAGAAAUGUGCAGAUCCUCUGUGUGUAUGUUGGUAUGUCUGUUCACUUAGGCACGUACACACCUACACUCACAACCCCAAUACAUGUGUUUGCAAAACAGAUGGGUUUUUUUUUUGGUACUGGGGAUUGAACUCGGGGCCUUGUCCUUGCAAGGCAAGCGGUGGCAUCACUGAGUUAAAUCCCCAGCCAGAUGGAUUUUUAAAUAUAUAUAUAUGCUUCAUUGUGCAGAGUAAUUUACACAGAAAUUCCAUUGUAAAUUGAUAACGGAAUUUUUAUGUAACCAGAAGAGAUUAUUUGACUUCCAGAGAAUUUUCUGUCUGUAACUACUAAAGUCAACAUUAAUGGAGUUUUGAAACACCACUGUGUAAUCUGAUGGAUCUAAUAAAAAAGCAAUACUUUUAUAUUAAAGGACUAAAUAAGAGAAUGUUUCAGAACUCCCUGAUCAAUUUCUAAAUGAGCAACUAGACACAAAAUUAUAAUCUUCAUUUUUAUCAAUGUAUCCAAUUACAGAAUGUUAUGCACUUACCUUUUUAUCUGGCAGGGCAAUCUGGUUACUUCAGCUUAAUCUCAAGAUUGUUUUUAAAUGUUUUAUAAUUAAAUCAUAACAGCAUAUUUUAAAAUCAAUCUUCCUGAAAGGUCUGCUUUUAUUGUAUAUUUUAUUUAACAAUAGGCACUGGGUUUGUGUUACAUAUUUAUAUUUUUUAUUUUAUUUUUAUAAUAUAGACAUCACCUAGAUGAAACACCUUUACCUGUCCUGUAAAAUACUAAAGUUACAUUUUUCACCAACUGAAUUGGAAGGAAGGGGAGUGAGAAAGCAAACAGUCUUUAAUGUGCUGUGGAUCUAAUCUAACAGUGUUUCCUUUUGCAAACAUGUAAUCAUUAACAACAGAUGAGAAAGCAAGAAAACAGCUAAUUCCUAUAAAAUUCCGGCAUUAAACAUUUGUAAAGUGCCUUUCACCAUAGCAAGACUGUCAGAGUAUAUGUGAUUAGAAUGUGGCAGAUUUCACACUGAAUCAAAACCUCCCAGGAGAAGAGUUCACUGGUUUUUAUCCAAUCUCAGUUGUGUAAGCUAUCACUUGUACAAAUUUUUAAUACAAUAAUUCCUGCUGAAUAUGACUUUUAAUGUAUAUGCUCCUUCAGACCUCAGUGAAAAUACCAUUUGGUUAAUGUAUCAAUAAAUUUUCUGUAAAAAUUCGUUCAGGUUUUUAAGAGAUAACAUUGUUCUAACUUAAAACUGCAAAGAGUCUGGUAGACAUUUUUCUUAAUGGUUUGGCCACUUCUCACAGUUUUGGAUGUUAAUAAAAUCAUCAAGCCUCUUUGCACUGCUGAAAAGACACCUCUAUUCAUGACAAGGGCACACCCACUCUCGUCCUUCUUCUGUAAACAUCCAUUCCUCUAGAAUCUAAAUUGUAGAAUUGUAUAGCUUAUGCAGCACUGACUUUCCAAACCUGCUCCUUACCCUUAAGAAUGUGAGCCUCAAUUAAAUAAUUUUCAAAACCUGGUAGCUAGUAUUUCUCUAUUGUUUUAAAGAGAGAGUUGCAAUGAAAGCAAAGUGUUUAUAUAGAAACCACAAUGUAGAAAGAAAGAUUGGUUAAGUACACUGUUCUUGUCUUCCAUAUAUGAUUACUUAAGUUUCAAGUGACCUCAUGCCAAAUGGAAAUGGGUUGAGAAAUCUUGGUUCAGUGCUUAGUGAACAAUAGCCUGCAUUAAAAAGUGCAUGCAUAAUUUUGCACAAUUUAGAUUCAAUUGACAGUCUAUUCAAAGAAGUCUCAGGAUUAAAUGAGCAUGGAGACCAAAUUGCCCUCUUACCCCAGAAAAGGGGUGGUUCCUUCUAGUCUCACUAACACUUCAUUGGCCCAACAGUGUGACAAAUCUUGCAAUGAACCAUGCAGUAGCCUGCAUCUGUAGGUUAAUAGCAAUCUUUUGUCUCCCUGGCUUUCUCUUCAUAGCCCUUUUACUGAAUUCCAUCACAGAAAGUUUUACAAUUUAAAAAAAUGUCCUGACAACCAUUUUUAUAAAUGGACCUUACCAUCUAAUCAUCCCUCAUUCAACGUGGGUGACAUUAACAAAAUGUGAAUUUCUUGUGAGGGAGCCAGCUGUCUAAAUCUGUCAAAUUGUGCAGUUUUAUUACACAUUCUCCCAUGUAUACUUUGAUUGAAAACAAUAAGUGUUCUGCUGUAUAUUCAGCAAAAUCUUUAAACCUAAGUGUUUCUUCUUGCAUCUUUAAUCUUUCUAUUUCUUUCCCAAAAUAAAAGGUGUUCUCCUGCCAUUAGUUCUGCUAUUUAAAUUAAUCUAUAUUAAAUUGACCAGACCCAACUUUUUCUAUAUAGCCUUUGCCCAAGUGGAUGAGUUUCAAGUGACUGAGAGAAAGGGAUAUGCGCCCCAGGUGUCACUGCCUUCCCUAUUGUGGGUUGUUAGAAUAAAAGCCCAAAUUGUUCUAAAAGGAAGAUAGCAAGAUCCAUGGAUGUUAAACUCAAGCCAAAAAGGUGAAGUCAGUGGAGUUAUUUUUGUUGUUGUUCUUCUCAGGAAAACAGUAAGGGCCGUGGUAAUUGAUGGCUACACAUUUUAAACUAAGUGGCCAAUUCAAAAAAAAAAAUCUCUUUGACCCUUUCUUUCAAGUAGAUUUUUUAAAUGUCCCACUGGGGAAUAAUCUUCAGUAAUUCAUGAUGAGAGGCAGAUAGGAAUUGGCUAAAAAGCAUGAGCUAAGGAAAAAUUAUUGUUUCAUCACAUAAAAGGCAAAAUCUGUUUAGUUCAUAAAGUGCACAAUUUAAAGUAGAAGAAAAAUGUUCUUGGUAUGAAUGUGUAUGUGUAAGAAAAAUAAAGACUAGGCAAAUGUGUAUUAUUACCCCCUUAUUCACUCUAGAGCAUAAAUUUUGGGUGUCAAUUGAAUAUGAAAUAUUGCUAUGGUUGUUUUACUUACAAAUAACCUUUCUACCACUAUUUCUGCCAAACUUUUGUCCUGGUUCAUAGAACCUUGAUUUUUUGACAGUUAUUUAAGAUUGUAAAAUGAAAACUGAAUUGGCAGGUCCUUAAUGUGAAAGGGAAGAAAGACUCAAGAAACUUAUGUGAUGGCAAAGGUGCUUCUAUGAAUACCUUUUCUUCUUAGAAUUUUAUUUCAAUGUAGCCAUUGUAAAAUAUAUCUUCUAUUUCAUCAUAAAGAACACUCAGACAUUUUCUCAGAUUAACAGAUCUAUCCCACAAUGAAGUAGUGAAGAAAUUCAUGUAACACACACACACACACACACACACACACACACACACAUACACACAGCCUAGCCAGAGAACUGUGUCAUUCACAUGACUCACUUCUUCCCUACUUACUCAUUUGAAAAUUAUUAUAGAACCAUGUACUGGUAAUUUUAAUCCAUAUUUUUGAUGCUAUUUUGAUCUCUGAAACAAAUUACAUAAUAACCCUACUAAGUGUAAUGGGGUUACAUGCUACAUCUAGAUUCUUUCAAAGUACACAUUAAUUUAAACCUUUAUUAGACCAACUUCCUGUUCAGUCUACUAGCUUUGACUAUAAAAGAGAAACCAAAUUUACAUUCUUUUUUUUGUAUAUCCUUUUAUUGGUACAUUUUAGGUGUACAGUAUGACAUUCAUCAU
Heterocephalus glaber (naked mole-rat) is the source of this 5832-nucleotide messenger RNA. RefSeq names its product hedgehog interacting protein (gene Hhip). The record is from RefSeq and is a predicted model, not a curated record. Lineage: Eukaryota; Metazoa; Chordata; Mammalia; Rodentia; Bathyergidae.